Molecule: messenger RNA, 5294 nt
Organism: Salvelinus fontinalis (brook trout)
Lineage: Eukaryota; Metazoa; Chordata; Actinopteri; Salmoniformes; Salmonidae
Product: cyclic GMP-AMP synthase-like
Exons: 7
Coding region: 618-2279 (553 amino acids)
Biological process (GO): negative regulation of double-strand break repair via homologous recombination; activation of innate immune response; positive regulation of defense response to virus by host
Cellular component (GO): site of double-strand break; nucleus; cytosol
Molecular function (GO): chromatin binding; 2',3'-cyclic GMP-AMP synthase activity; double-stranded DNA binding
Source: RefSeq, a predicted model, not a curated record
UCUUUGGGGAAUAUUCAAUAGAUAUGAUUCACUGCCUCGGUUUUUCUCCUUUGAGUUACUUCAGAAAUGGAAGUGCUGUUGCUAAACAUGUCAAUACUGUAGAUGCAUACUUUCAGAAAAGUGUUUAACCAGUAGGAAAUUGUAAACCAGUAAAUGUCGGCUACUGCUAAAUUAUGGGGUUGUGACAUAAAGAUAAACUAAUUGCCAGUGUUUUUUUCCCUUAAUAUUAAAGCUUUCGCACAAAAUGUCAAGCUUUCACGAACCUAGUAGAGCAUAACAUUUUUAUGACGGUACCUAUACAAUCCUCUGGUGAAAACCUCUCACAGUUUUACGUUCAGUAUCAACCCGUCACCUGGAAUGCAUAUGUGCGACCCGUAAUCCACUGCUAAAAAGACAACGCAGGGGCAAUGCUCUUUUAUCUUUGAUUCAUAUGUGACAUCAGACUUGGGAAAUAGAAAGUGAAAAUGGGAAUAGUGUCAGGAAACGGGUAUAUGCUGUCACAGAGAGAAGGAACACAGUAAUAAGUGAGCUGACAAGGAGAAGAGCAAUAACGACGUCUCAGUCUGUCUCCCUACCAAGCUGAUAUUUGUGACAAAGACGGCAAUAGCAGUAGAAAGAUGAACAGAAGCACACCUCAGAGGGGAUCAUCCUCCAGUAGACAGAGCUCAGUUCCAUCCGCACCAGACAACUCCACCACGGACCCUCAGAAGGACCCCAUCCACCCCCAACCUAGCCUGGGCAGAGAGGCAGAGGAGGGUGGGUUUCUGAAUGGAGAUGGAGGUAGCCCUAUAGAGGACUCUCAGACUGGGGCAUUGCUGGGUCAGGAUGAUGGAAAUGCCAUUACCCCAGCCACACUCACCUCACACCUCCCUAGGCAGAGACCACACCUGGCAGCAGAGAGCCCCAAACCAGGGGACGAGCUGGCCCCUAUCUCCCCAGAGCUGGCCCGCUGGAUCAGGGUUCGGGCCCAGGACCUCAAGCUCCGCCAGAGUGACCGCCAGUGGGCCGUGGACCUGGUCAACCAUCUCCGGGAAAGCCUGCUAGUCUUCCUCAAGAACAGUGACGAGCAGCCCUACUUCCAGUCAGCCUCUGUGCUCAGCAGUGGUUCAUACUACGAGAUGGUCAAGAUACUCAAUCCAAAUGAGUUUGACAUGAUGCUGAAGCUCCAGUCUCCUUCCCGCCUCAAAAUGACUGAGCUGGACCAAUAUCACGGCCUGUUCUACGAAGUCGCCCUAUCCCGACCAACCCGUUCCCACAUACGGUCUUUCCUUUUGGAGGAUGGGCUCACCAUCUCAGCCAGCAAGAUCAUCAGUGAAAUGCACCGUCUGGUCCGCAAGUUCAUCAGCACCUACAGAGUGCCUGGAAAUAGCUGGCGUUGGGUUGUGAAUAGGAAGCGUCCCAACUCACCAGCGGUGACCCUUUCCCUGUUGGAGGUGGAUAAUGGGAAACAGGAACUACUUUCUGUGGAUGUGGUGCCCGCCCUGGAAGUGCCCUCCUCACAGGGCUGGCCUCUGGCUGCCCGCGCCGGCCCAGAUGUGGACAACUGGUUGGGGAAGAAGACCCGGCGCUCUCUCACCCACCAAACUUGCUUCUUUGUGCCCAAGAAACCACCGGGACGAAGCCUUAGUGAGGCAGCUAAAGAGAGUUGGAGGAUUUCCUUUUCUCACAUAGAAAAGGAACUGAUCAAGACUCAUGGGAACAAGAGGACCUGCUGUGAGAGCUCUGCCACCAAGUGCUGCCGUAAGCAGUGCUUCAAGCUCCUUAAGUGCCUGAUCGAGGGACUGAAGCAACGCUACCCUCAAGAGCUGGAUGCUCUGUGCUCCUACCACGGGAAGACAGCCUUCCUACACACCCUCUCUAUCAGGGCCCAGGACUCCCUGUGGAUGCCCCGUCAGCUGCCUGCAUGCUUCAUGUACCUCCUAAGGGCCCUGGAGGGCCACGCAAGCAGUGGUCUGCUCCCCCACUUCUUUGUCCCCACCUCCAACCUCUUCGCCCCACCAACCUUCCCGCGCAAAGCUUUGGUGUUUCUGAUUCAGGCUCUGGAGGAGCAGAGGAGACAGGGGCUUCCCCUUUUAAUGCCCCCGGCUCCUGCCCCACCACUGGCAGUACACUCCCACAGUGACUCCCAGCCCCAGCUUUCCCCUGUUGUACAGCAGACUCCUGUUAUCCAGUAUCCUGUCAUCCUGCCACCCCAAGUUGUUGAGAUGAAAUCCUUUGAGCAAAUGUUCAAAAUUGUGGCUUUGGUUGUGGCUCUUGUCUAUGUUUGUUACCUCCUGUAGAGGUGUCUGUCCUCCCCGUCGGUGGUAGGAAGGAGGCAGAGACAGUCUAUCACCAGCAGAUGGGGGUAAAACGACAUGCAGCUGUAGAAAAUGGUAUGCCAUUUUGAAACAGUAUAACAUAGGAUAGGAUUCCAGAUUUGUAUUUCUCUCUAAAUCAUGUCUUUGCUCUAGACAAACACAAUGAAACAUUUAGCCCAAAAGUAAAAAUGUUGUAUUUGUAUAUACAGUGCAUUCGGGAAGUAUUCAGACCCCUUCACUUUUUCCACAUUUUGUUCUGUUGCAGCCUUAUUCUAAACUGUUCCUCAUUAAUCUACACACAAUACCCCACAAUGACAAAACGAAAACAGAUUUUUAGAAAUGUAUAAAAACAUAACAAACAGAAAUAUCUUAUUUACAUAAGACCCUUUGCUAUGAUUCUCGAAAUAGAGCUCAGGUGCAUCCUGUUUCCAUUGAUCAUCCUUUAUAUGUUUCUAGAACUUGAUUGGAGUCCAUCUGUGGUAAAUUCAGUUGAUUGGACAUGAUUUGGAAAGGAACACACCUGUCUAUAUAAAGUCCCACAGUUGACAGUGCAUGUUAGAGCAAAAACCAAGCCAUGAGGUUGAAGGAAUUGUCAGAGGAGCUCCGAGACAGGUACCAAAAAAUGUCUGCAGCUUUGAAGGUCUCCAAGAACACAGUGGCCUCCAUAAUUCUUAAAUGGAAGAAGUUUGGAACCACCAAGACUCUUCCUAGAGCUGGCCGCCAGGCCAAACUGAGCAAUCGGGGGAGAAGGGCCUUGGUCAGGGAAGUGACCAAUAACCCGAUGGUCACUCCGACAGAACUCCAGAGUUCCACUGUGUCGAUGGGAGAACCUUCCAGAAGGACAACCAUCUCUGCAGCACUGCAACAAUCAGGCCUUUAUGGUAGAGUGGCCAGAUGGAAGCCACUCUUCAGUAAAAGGCACAUGAAUCUCUGGUCUGAUGAAACCAAGAUUGAACUCUUUGGCCUGAAUGCCAAGUGUCACAUCUGGAAGAUAACUUGGUCUCUUCCCUACAGGAAAGCAUAGUGGUGGCAGCAUCAUGCUGUGGGGAUGUUUUUCAGCGUCAGGGACUGGGUGACUAGUCAGGAUCAAGGGAAAGAUGAACAGAGCAAAGUACAGUGAGAUCCUUGAUGAAAACCUGCUCCAGAGCGCUCAGGACCUGACUGGGGCGAAGGUUCAGCUUCCAACAGGAAAAUGACCCUGAGCACACAGCCAAGACAACGCAGGAGUGGAUUUGGGACAAGUCUCUGAAGGUCCUUGAGUGGCCCAGCCAGUGCCCGGACUUGAACCCGAUCUAACAUCUGCACAGAGACCUGAAAAUAGCUGUGCAGCGAAGCUCCCCAUCCAAUCUGACAGAGCUUGAGAGGAUCUGGGAGAAACUCUCCAAAACAGGUGUGCCCAGCUAGUAGUGUCAUACCCAAAAAGACUUGAGGCUGUAAUCGCUGCCAAAUGUGCAUCAAGAAAGUACUGAGUAAAGGGUCUGAAUACUUAAGUACCAACCAAUCUGAAGACUAGAGCUGCCACUUUCAAGGAGCGGGACACUAAUCCGAACGCUUAUAAGAAAUCCUGCUAUGCCCUCAGACGAACCAUCAAACAGGCAAAGUGUCAAUACAGAACUAAGAUUGGAUCCUACUACACUGGCUCUGACACUCGUCGGAUGUGGCAGGGCUUGCAAACUAUUACGGACUACAAAGGGAAACCUAGCCGCAAGCUGUCCAGUGACGCGAGCCUACCAGACGGUCUAAAUACCUGUUAUGCUCGCUUUGAGGCAAGCAACACUGAAGCAUGCAUGAGAGCACCAGCUGUUCCGGAUGACUGUGUGAGCAAGACCUUUAAACAGGUCAACAUUUACAAGGCCGCGGGGCCAGACAUGUUACCAGGACGUGUACUUCACUGAUAUUUUCAACCUGUCCCUGACCAAGUCUGUAGUACCAACAUGUUUCAAGCAGACCGCCAUAGUUCCUGUGCACAAGAAAGCGAAGGUAACCUGCCUAAAUGACUACUGCCCCGUAGCACUCACGUCAGUAGCCAUGAAGUGCUUUGAAAGGCUGGUCAUGGCUCACAUCAACACCAUCAUCCUGGAAACCCUAGACCCACUCCAAUUUGCAUACCGCCCCAACAGAUCCACAGAUUACUUAAUCUCAAUUGCACUCCAUACUGCCCUAUUCCAUCUGGACAAAAUUAAUACCUAUGUGAGAAUGCUGUUCAUUGACUACAGCUCAGCGUUCGCCACUAUAGUGCCCACAAAGCUCAUCACUAAGCUAAGGACCCUGGGACUAAACACGUCCCUCUGCAACUGGAUCCUGGACUUCCUGACGGGCCGCCCUCAGGUGGUAAGGGUAGGCAACAACACAUCUGCCACGCUGAUCCUCAACACGGGGGGACCCUCAGGGGUGCGUGCUUAGUCCUCUCCUGUACUCCCUGUUCAACCAUGACUGCGUGGCCAAGCACGACUCCAACACCAUCAUUAUUGUUAGUUUUAUUGUGUUAUAAUACAUUUUUUAUUUGAUCUUAUUUAGUCAAUCUUUUCUUAACUCUAUUUUCUUAAAACUGCAUUGUUGGUUAAAGGCUUGUAGGUAAGCAUUUCACGGUAAGGUCUACACCUGUUAUGCUCGGCGCAUGUGACAAAUAAAAUAGUAUUUGAUUUUUGAAUUCAGAAAAUAAAAGUACAACAUUUUCUACCAACCUGUUUUAUUGCUUUGUCAUUUUAAUACAUUUUAAUGUAUUUUAGAAUAAGGCUGUAACGUAACAAAUUGUGGAAAAUGUCAAAGGGUCUGAAUACUUUCCGAAUGCACUGGCAAUUAUGCACCAAGAAUAUAGUAGCUACACAAUGUAUUGUUAACUACUUCUGUUCACUACUCCAAUGUACAUUUACAUUUUAGUCAUUUAACAGAUGCUCUUAUCCAGAGCGACUUACAGUAGUGCAUACAUUUUCAUACUUUCUUCGUACUUGUACUUCAUGACAAACAUUUAAAUAAACAUGAUUAUGUAUCACUUGU